Molecule: messenger RNA, 5089 nt
Organism: Pleuronectes platessa (European plaice)
Lineage: Eukaryota; Metazoa; Chordata; Actinopteri; Pleuronectiformes; Pleuronectidae
Gene: fech
Product: ferrochelatase
Exons: 11
Coding region: 375-1586 (403 amino acids)
Biological process (GO): heme biosynthetic process
Molecular function (GO): protoporphyrin ferrochelatase activity
Source: RefSeq, a predicted model, not a curated record
AGCUGCUGUAGUAACCAGGCGCUGGUUGAAGGAGACGGAAACGCACGAGCGAGCAGCGCGUCACAUGAACCGGGAAACACUCGAGUAUCCAGCGGCUCCAGAGGCUUCACCUACCCAGCUCAAGGCUCCUCUUCCCCGGGUUCUAUCGGUUCUUCUAUCCGGGCUCCAGCUGCUCUUCUCCCCAGGCUUCAGGCUCCACUCCGCGGGCUCAAGCGGCUCCUCGCCCCGGGUUCUACCGGCUCCUCUCCGCGGGCUCCAGGCUUGUCUUCCCCGGGGUCCAGGCUUCUCCUCCCCGUCUCCAGCUGCUCUCUCCCCGGGCUCCAGGCUUCUCUUCCCCGGGCUCCGCCGCUCUCCAGCGGCAGCAGGACGGUAGCAUGAUGGCGGUGCUGGGCAGCGCCGGUCGCUUCCUCCACAUUGUCAGGAGCAGCGUCGGUCUGAGUGUGAGGAAACGCUCCACCGCUGCUGCGUUAGCACAGGCUGCAACUCCAGAGACAAUGGAGAACAGGAAACCGAAGACGGGCAUCCUGAUGCUGAACAUGGGAGGACCCGAGAAACUGGAAGACGUCCACGACUUCCUGCUGCGACUCUUCUCGGACACAGACCUGAUGAAACUUCCUGUGCAGAGUACACUCGGUCCGCUCAUCGCCCGGCGCCGCACGCCAAAGAUCCAGGAGCAGUACAGUAGGAUCGGAGGAGGCUCGCCCAUCAAACACUGGACCUCCAUGCAGGGGGAGGGGAUGGUGAAGCUGCUGGACGAGAUGAGCCCAGAGUCGGCUCCUCACAAGUUCUACAUCGGGUUCCGGUACGUUCACCCGCUGACGGAGGAGGCCAUCGAGGAGAUGGAGAAGGACGGAGUGGAGAGAGCAGUGGCCUUCACACAGUAUCCUCAGUACAGCUGCUCCACCACAGGAAGCAGUCUGAACGCCAUCUACCGCUACUACAGCAACAGAGGGGACAGACCCAAGAUGCGCUGGAGUGUCAUCGACCGCUGGCCCACACACCCCCUGCUGGUGGAGUGUUUUGCAGAACACGUCAGUAACGAGCUGCUGAAGUUCCCAGAAGAGAAGAGGGACGACGUGGUGAUUCUGUUCUCGGCUCACUCGCUGCCCAUGGCUGUCGUGAACAGAGGUGACCCGUAUCCUCAGGAAGUGGGAGCCACAGUUCAGAGAGUCAUGGAGAGACUGGGACACUGUAACCCGUACAGACUGGUGUGGCAGUCCAGAGUGGGACCGAUGGCGUGGCUCGGCCCUCAGACCGACGACGUGAUCAAAGGUCUGUGUGAACGGGGAAAGAAGAACAUCCUGCUGGUUCCCAUCGCCUUCACGUCCGACCACAUCGAGACGUUACACGAGCUGGACAUCGAGUAUGGACAGGUGCUGGGGGAGGAGUGCGGUGUGGAGAACAUCAGGAGAGCGGAGUCGUUGAACGGGAAUCCUAUUUUCAUGAGGGCGCUGGCGGACCUGGUCCAGUCUCACCUGAAGUCCAACGAGCCGUGUUCCCGUCAGCUGACCCUGCGCUGCCCGCUGUGCGUCAACCCCACCUGUGGAGAGACCAAGGCCUUCUUCGCCAGCCAGAAACUCUCAUAGACACACGCACACGCACACACGCACACGCACACACUGACGUGCAGCAGCGACACCUGUGAAGAAACAUCAGGCCUUCGACAAACAGGAGCUUCUCACGCUGUCUCUGCAGCAGGAGUCCGUGGGAAAAUGUGAAGAACAGAACAAAUAGUUUCUUCAAAUAGGUCGAGACGUUAGUUGUUCCAGCUGCAGGUUGGAUCAGAGCAGCCGUCGGUUCUUAUCUCAAUAGUUUAACAGAUUCCAGAAACUGAAAGUUAUGUAAUAUCUUCCUAUUUUUAAAUAAGACUUUGCUUUUUUAAGUUUGAGCGCAGGACUUAUUGAUUGCACGGUGAGAUUUUGUAAUGCUGUCACUCAAAACCCUGCGCUCACACUCAAUUAGCCCCAUUUUGUUCUUAGAUAAACUCUGCACUUAAAUAUUUUGUUGUUGCUCCAGCUUCAGCUCUUCUGCUUGAGCUCCUCUAGUCUCCUCGUCCCCAACCGGUAGAAUGCACAUUGUAGUGAUGAAGAAAUUAAAUUGUCCCGCCCUUGUUGUCGGUGCGGUACCUUCACGUUAAUGGGGAGGAAAGUUGAGAAGAGAAGGGCUAAAGCUAGAGGAAAUCAAUCCAAGUAAAUGAGUGUAAGCGCAGGGUGUUGAGUGAAAGCAUUAAUAAGUCCUGUUCUCAAACUGAAAGAACACGCGCUUGAAUAAAGAAACAUGUAAAUCAGUGAAGCUCUUUAAAUUGAAAUGAUACUAAUAGAAACUGUGGGGAUUUGCAGAAACUAUUAGUCGAGCGUUAGCGUCGAGAGACGAACUGAGGCUCUGCAGAAACAGGCGUUGCACUAUUUUAUUUUUUUACGUUUCUUUGCUAACAUUCCGUUCACCCAGCCCCUGCAAACCUCCAUCAGAGACCCUGUUUCACUUCCCUCUGGUGCUAAAUCAAUCACAGUCGAUCACGACUCUGCUGCCGCACAUGGGAUCUGGUUGGUUGGCCGUUCCUCUUCCUCACCAUCUCAGCUUCACGUCACCGGCCCUCGUGCUACUAACCCCGCCCAUCCUGCUGAAAUCCUUGCUAUGUAAUUGGUGGAGGUGGGUGGUGCUUGUCUGCUUCUGCCUGAUUGGUGAGUUUAAGAGCGAGAAAAAGAGCGAUGAGACCUGAACUGUGGCGCGACUUAAAAUAAUUCAUGAGAUUUUUCCUGUUCCUGUCACGAAGCACAGAUUUAUUCUUGUGAACGUUGGCGUCUGUCACUGCUUCGAUCCUCCUGAAGAGCGCAAACGAGUAAAAAGAGGCGACGCAUUAUUUCUACUACGAUCAGAGAGAAGCUGAGGUUUUACUAUAAAGUGUUCGGGAUCGUGAAGUAACGUUGGUUUACUCACAAGGAGAAUUUCCCUGCGGAACACAAAUUCAUUAAAAUGUUUGUUAUAGUGCUGUUGGAUUUUUUUCCCCGUUUACACUAAUAAAAGAUCACACGAUUAAAAGGAAAAUUAAUUAACGUUCAGGCCAGAGGUCGAUGAAACCCGAUCACUAAACUUAGAUUCACAAAGUUGAUUCCAGAGAAGAAGGUAAAUUAAUUGUUGUAUUAAAACGAACUUGCCUUCAUCUUUUUAUUUUAAUUUUUCGAGUGCAAGCGGACAGAGAAUCAACCGGUUAUGAAUCUGAAAGUAAAGUCACUGAUUAAUAGUAAUUAGCAGUGAUGAUGUGUAACUGUACACUUGAUGAGAAGAAAUGCAAAGGAAUUCUUUAUGAAUGCAACAGUCGUUUCUUAAAGCAACACUGUGCCAGCCCAAAUUAAUCAAUCCCCAUGUGUGUCUGCAGAGGGCGCUGUCCUAGAGUUAAAGUUGCAUGUUGUUGCUUUAAAUGUGAUGAAGGUCCCUCACUUUGCAAUUCUCAGGAUUUAAAGUUCAAACGAACGACCUCAUUGUGUGAUGUCAGUGACGAUUAUCAGCCUCACGAUGCUCAGAGUCGCGGCUACGAAAUAACGUACAACGAAAAGUGAGAAAAUCCGAGCAAACAUCCGUAGCUUCCACUCCGAGUAGAACACAAUGUUAUCGUACGAGUAAAGAAACAGACGACUAACUCUCUGUGACAUUGAAAAGGGAAAGUAAAGCUUUGUAUCAGUGGUCAUGGGUCCUUCAGACUCUCCAGUAGGUGGCGCUUCAUGGAAUUCUCAGAUGUCAUGAAAGACGCUCGGAGCCUCAAGGCUCAAAUCAAAUACUACUUUCCAUCACACGCGCUUAUCUAAUACUUAUUGAUAAUGGAAUAGAUGUUUGAUUUAAUAAAGUAUUUCGCUAAAGAAGCUUCGGACGAACAGUUUUCAGUUGUAGGCGUUAAGAUGAAAAAUAAGGCUUUUACCAUUAAUUCGCAAAAUGUUGGUUCAAAAAAUGUCGUCACUUUCUGCAGGAAAAGCAUAAAAACAUAAACCACUGGGGAGUUGAAUCGGAAAACAACUUGUUGUUCUUGUAGCGAAUUAGAACUGAUGUGUAAGAGUUUAGCUUCAACGUUGAUAGAUUUCCCAGGAUGCAGUCUGUUUGUCGUCAUACCUCCUGAAACUCGGUGCAGUGAAAAAUCUGCUGUUUUUGUUUCAUCGCUGGUCGUUCAGCUCCAGAACAUCUAACAUCUCUUAGGUUGCUGGGUUGAUUCCCAAACGCUGUGUAAAACAUCAAAGUGAAAUCUUCCACUUUUCACGGGGAGUAACUCGAGCUCUGACCCCCCCCCCCCCCCCCCCCAUCUCUUGCUGUUUAAGUUUCUUACUCCAUGACGAUGUGCCUUUACACUGGCUGAUUACAACUACAGGACUUUGUGCUUUAUGUACGUUUCAUAUUAACCAAACGCUGCCGGGAGAAAUCAGCCUGAAGUCUGACUGCACACGUUCCUGCUGAGAUCUGAGUCGAUGGCCGAGCCUCAAAGACCCGAGUGAGUUUUAGAUCCGCGCUGGUUUCACGACUUCUGUGGACAGAAAGAUAAUCCAAAUCUCUCAGGAUGAAGAAGAGGAGCAGACGAGCUCCAGAAACGAAUUCUCCGAUUACUUCUGGAGCUAAAACCAACAGUUUAUGGUUUUGUUGUUGCACAAAACUCUCAAACUUGAAUCAUUUUGACAAAAGAAAAACAAAACUAGAAAUUUGUCUGUUCACUGAAACUGUGAAAACAGAAGAAGUCCAGUUUGUGAGGCUCCGGCAGGAAAACGUGUUGAAGUCAGUUCGGCUGCUUUUUCCUGCACAAACGUGUUUUCUAUAUUAUUUUGAAUUAUCAUGUGUUUGUUUGUGACGACUCUGUUGAUUUAAGAGUGUGUAGCUGAGGGUUCGUUGUGCGAAGCUUCUGUCGUGUGUGUGUAUAAAACAAAGAAGCCUCAGCUCCAGUAUAUUUUGGGUUGUUUGGAUUUAUUUAUUUCCGUUUGUUUUCUUUGAUGUGCACAAAAACUACGUGUCUCCUCUGUUCUAUCUCUUUGUUUAUUUGAGAGACAUGAUGCUAACAGUGCGAUGACGUCCAACCAAGAGUCUUCCUGCUCAAUAAAAUAGAAUAAAGACAGAA